AUGGGUCUCCUGGCUAUUGCUCCUAAUGGUAGAUUAGCUAGACCACUGGCAAAGCAAGCAGGAGGAAUUCCAUUCAGGUUCACCAAUGAUGUGGUUGUAGAUCAGUACAGUGGUAUAGUAUAUUUUACUGACACUAGCACAAGAUUUCCAAGAAGUGCAUUUGCUUAUGUGAUAUCGAGUGGUGACAAUACAGGAAGGCUAUUGAAAUAUGACCCAUCGAUUCAUCAAGUAACGGUCCUUCUGGAUCAUCUUAUGUUUCCAAACGGAGUAGCACUGAGCCAAAAUGGGGAUUUCUUGCUUGUUACUGAAACCACAAGCAGUAGAGUGUUGAGGUAUUGGCUUGAGCCAUCCAGGGCUAGCAAGGUUGAUGUUUUCACACAACUUACAGGAAGGCCAGACAACUUCAAAAGAAACCAACAAGGUGAAUUUUGGGUGGCAACUGACUCAAGAGAUGGGAUUUUUAAUCCACUUGGAAUGAUAAUUAAAUUGAGUCCGGAAAGUGACAUAUUGAAGAUAAAAGGAGCUGGAAAUGGGAUGACAUGGGGGUUUAGUAGUGAUGUAAAUGAACAUAAUGGAAAUUUGUGGAUAGGAUCAGUACAAGAGCCUCAUGUUGUUAGACUAACACUCUCUAACUAG
This is a messenger RNA of Coffea eugenioides, 636 nucleotides long. RefSeq names its product protein STRICTOSIDINE SYNTHASE-LIKE 10-like. Gene Ontology annotation, biological process: biosynthetic process. Gene Ontology annotation, molecular function: strictosidine synthase activity. Lineage: Eukaryota; Viridiplantae; Streptophyta; Magnoliopsida; Gentianales; Rubiaceae. Bases 1 to 636 code for a protein of 211 amino acids. The transcript has a single exon. The record is from RefSeq and is a predicted model, not a curated record.